This is a messenger RNA of Penicillium daleae, 1335 nucleotides long. RefSeq names its product carboxylesterase family protein. The coding region runs from base 1 to 1335 and encodes 444 amino acids. The record is from RefSeq and is a predicted model, not a curated record. NCBI's taxonomy places the organism in Eukaryota, Fungi, Ascomycota, Eurotiomycetes, Eurotiales, Aspergillaceae. The transcript is spliced from 8 exons.
AUGUACCCUCUGUACGCUCUGAGCCUUGGUCUCCUUACUCAAGUGGGCCUGGCGUCUGCCUUGAUAGUCAGUACGCGCGACGAUGUUGCCGUGGCGAAGACCAGAAACGGUACUUAUUAUGGUGACUACUUCCAAGGUAUCCCAUACGCGAAGCCUCCGGUAGGCGAUCUGCGCUUCCGUGAUCCCCAGUCAUUGGACACUACAUGGACCGGGCCAAAGAAUGCCACCUACCCUUCAAAUGUGUCGAGCACCAAGCGCCUCCCGGUUGCCGUUUAUAUCCAUGGAGGCCUCUUCAAGCAUGGCUCGGGCCGUGAUCCUCAAUACAACAUGACAUCGCUUCUCCAGGAAGGUGUCGCAAACCUUGGUCUGAAGGAUCAGCGCUUGGCUCUGCGCUGGAUUCAAGACAACAUCGAGGCUUUCGGAGGUAACCCUACUAAGGUUACUAUCUGGGGUCAAGAGGCUGGAGCAUACAGUGUCGGUCUACAGCUCCUCGCGUACGGCGGCCGAGACGAUGGGCUUUUCCGUGCCGCCGUUGCGCAGAGUGGUAGUCCGACACUAAUGUGGCCAUCAGUCACAGCGGACGAGUGGCAGCCUCUCUAUAACGAUGAUCUUACCACAUUGAACCGCCCUAACCCGGUAGUCGAUGGUGACUUCCUCCGCGAGCUUGGCUCAACCGCUUUAAAGGCCGGCAAAUUUGUCAAGGUUCCGCUGAUGCUCGGCACCACCCAAGAUGAAGGAACUUGGAACUAUUACGGUACUGCGCAGGCCAUCGCACGCCUCUAUCCCGAUGAUCCAGCCCAGGGCAUCCCAUCAACUCUGAAUGGACAACCGAGCAGUAACACUGGGUUGGGACUUCAAUGGAAACGAUCCAGCGCAUACAACGGAGACAAAGUUAUGCAGGCUGGCCGUCGACUAGCUAGUGAAGCGUGGGCUCGGCAUGGGGUCGACGCCUAUGCGUAUGUCUACGAUGUUUUGUUCCAUGCUAAGUGGUGGGAGCAAGGUGCGCAGGAGCAGGACGAUAUCGCAUUCUUCUUCCACAACGUCACACUGUCCAAGUCGCUCAGCCCCACCGAUCAGGCCGAUCAGAAGAAGACUUUCGAGCCACUCAUUUAUUUGAUGACGAGUAUGCUGAUCAGUUUCAUCGACACUCUUAGUCCCAACAACGUUCCACUCAAUGGAACCGUGCCAUGGCCCAAAUACAAACUGAGCAAUCCGGAAACGAUUGUGUUUGAUGUCAACGCAACCGAGCUUUGCCGGGUUCAGAAGGACGAUUUCCGCAGCGAAGCCAUUACACACUGGAUGAAUAUCUUCUCCACCAAGGAGUAUCCGAAAUAA